Molecule: messenger RNA, 6777 nt
Organism: Fusarium poae
Lineage: Eukaryota; Fungi; Ascomycota; Sordariomycetes; Hypocreales; Nectriaceae
Exons: 4
Coding region: 1-6777 (2258 amino acids)
Molecular function (GO): ATP binding; helicase activity; ATP hydrolysis activity
Source: RefSeq, a predicted model, not a curated record
AUGGUUCUGGUACAAGACUCAUCAGGCUCACGAGCUGCCAAGCUCAUCAAGUCUUUCUGGGCCAUGACCAAGGGAGAGCAACAGAUCAUCAAUUCCCACUCCGCAAAACUAUUUUUGCAAUCUUGCAAGGCCUUUAGCGACAAGAACACAGCUGUCAAAUGCGUCGAAGUUCUCAUCUCCAAUCCUCCCGGCGUCGCGGCUCUCGAAAGAGCUGUGCGUGCCGACCUGAGUCCCGACUUUAUCAACUCUACCACAUUGCCUUUUAUCCUGGCUCUUUCCAACGAUGGAGUCAUUUCACUUAACAACGGUGGUUUUCUUCGCCAGAUAUUGUCUGCCAUCCUGGAACCUUGCACUUUCUGGACUGCUUCAAUGGAUGCCUACGUCAAUGGCAGACUUGACAACCUUGGACUGCAAGCAUUUGCUUGGCUCUGCUUACAGGUCGUAUCUGACCAAGCUGGAUUUGAUGCCCACAAGCUUGCAGUGGAACAAAUGAUGGAGCAUCAAAGUCUUCUGAAGUCUCAAUUGCCUGAAGUUCGUAGAAUCGCCUAUCGCAUUGACAAGGUCAUCAAAAUAUUUUCCCAGCCGGGACUGACGGCCAACGGCGUCACUCCUGGAGGACGACAUGACAACGAUCAUGUCAACUUCCGACAAAUUUCUAUUUAUCCCACUCGUGACGAGUUCACAUCCACCGACCCUCCUUACCUGCAGCGACUGGGGGAGGUAUUUGACGCACCUAUGGAUACGCGAAGCCAGAAUUACCGCGAUUGGCUAUUUCGUUUACUCCGUGAAGACAUGCUGUCCGAGCUACGGGAGGACCUUCAAGUUGCUAUGGGCCAGAAGAAGAACAAUCGCCGCCUGGUUGCUCUAGGUCAAAUGAAGCUUGUCGGUACCGAUUACGACGGGGGAGCUGCCCGACACAUACUUCCCUACACUCUCUUCGUGUCCUGCAACCAGGGUGUAAAUUUCCCUCACAACAUUUCUGCAGGGAACAGGGGAGCUUACAUCAAGGGCUCCAAGAACUUCAUGAAGCACGACUCCUUUGGUGCACUGUGCUGUGAUAAUACAAUCAUUGCAUUCGGAUCAUUGGUCCGGGACGUUGACAAACUUCUCAAAUCACCACCUGUUGUUGGCCUCAGAUUCACGGAUGAUGUUGGCUUAAAGUCUGCCUUGACUGCCUUCGAGAGCCCGCUCAAGCAUCAACUCAAGUUUUUAAUCGUUGAUACUGCGACCUUCGCAUAUGAGCCAAUCCUCAAGCGAUUGAAGACUAUUGCCGAUAUUCCUCUUGAAGCUCAAUUGAUCGAUGCCGACCAGCCUUCACUCGACAGCCCAAAGUCGAACCAGCUUGAUGCCCUGCUUGAUCAAUUUAGAGCAGCUUUUGGGGCAGGUCUCAAAGUCAAAAUACCUUCGAGAUUGAGACUGAAAAAGGACAUUUACCUUCAAGAUGCCCAGCUCAAGUCCUUCAUUCAUGGAUUGAGUAGUGAUCUGGCUUUGAUCCAAGGCCCUCCAGGUACUGGCAAGUCAUUCCUUGGUGCUCUGAUCCUUUUAACUAUUCUGCGCUUGACCAAAUCUCGUAUCCUUGUCUUGAGCUAUACAAACCAUGCCCUCGAUCAAUUUCUUGAAGAUCUUAUGAACAUCGGUGUCAGUUCGGAUGAAAUUGUCCGUCUCGGAUCCAAAUGCACCGAAGCCACCAAAUCCACUCUUUUGCGGGAGUAUGAUGGCCAAAAGAGGUACUGGUUGACCAUGGAAGAGAGAAACAUUCUUAAUUACCUCCGAACUGAAGAAACUGCCCUCAAUACAGAGCUUCAGGAGUACAGUAAGAAGCUCGCGGGUCGUGAUGUCCAUCCCGGCGAUAUUCUCGAAUACCUUGAGUUCUCCGACCUUUAUACGACUGCGUGGUCCGCUUUCCAGGUUCCUUAUGAUGAUGGAUUCCAGACAGUUGUCUCGCAAGGUAAAGUGAUUGAACCUGAGACUAUUUACCAGUUCUGGCUUCGCGACGGCAAUGUCAACGACAUGGGCAGCCUAGGAGCCUCAUUGGAAGAGAAUGUUCGCGCCAUUUGGAGCCUUUCUCACCAAUCGAGGACAAAUCUCCACGAUCAGUGGUCUCAGAAGGUCCGAGAAGAACAGAUCGUCAACUUUGUCGAUCUCAACAAGCGAAUGAGUGACAUCAAGACCAGAGUCAAAAGUAUACUUGACGAGCGCGGCCGAAGAGUGCUGAAAGACAAGCGCAUCAUUGGCUGUACAACCACAGCGGCAGCGAUGUAUCAAUCCAUCAUUGAAACAGCCAGCCCUGAUGUUAUUCUUGUGGAAGAAGCCGGAGAAAUCCUGGAAGCCCAUAUCAUCACUGCCAUGAGUGCCUCUGUCAAGCAACUAAUUCUCAUCGGCGAUCACAAGCAAUUGAGGCCAAAGGUCAACAAUUACACUUUGACCAAGGAGAAAGGAGAGGGUUAUGAUUUGAAUGUAUCUCUCUUUGAGAGACUCGUCACUCAAGGUCGUUACUUCACAGCCCUAGAAGAACAACAUCGGAGUCACUCCGAUAUAUCGCAGUACCCACGUAUGUUAGCAUAUCCAGAGUUGAAAGAUGUACCAUCUACCCUCGAACGGGAUCCCAUUCGGGGGCUGAAGAACAGAGUCACUUUCGUUCACCACGAAAAGCCCGAAGAUACAAUGGGCGACGUAAACGAGCGCCGUGAUCCUACUACCAAGGCUAGCAAGAAAAACCGGCACGAAGCUGUGAUGGUUCUCAGAAUGGUCCGUUUCCUCUCGCAAAAUGGAUACAAGACCGAAAACAUGGUGGUUCUCACUCCAUAUCUGGGACAACUAAGCCUGCUGAAAGAAACCCUUCGCGAAGAAGCGGAUCCUGUGUUAAGCGACAUCGACUCACACGAUUUGGUACGAGCAGGACUGGUUACGUCAGCAGCUGCGAAAGUGAACAAGAAACAGCUUCGUCUGUCAACUAUAGACAAUUACCAAGGAGAGGAGUGCGAUAUCGUCAUUAUUUCACUGACUCGAAGUAAUGACUCUGGAGAUAUCGGAUUCUUGCACGCACGGGAGCGUCUCGUUGUGCUCCUCUCACGUGCGCGCGAUGGCAUGAUCCUUUUUGGCAACAUGGAGACGUUCAUGAAAAGUAAAAAGGGGGGAGACAUGUGGACACAGUAUUUCGACGCACUGAAGAUAAAUGGUUCUGUGUUCAAUGGCGUCCCCGUCCAUUGUGAGAGGCACCCAGAAACAUCUAUGCUUUUGAAGACACCCGAAGAUUUCGAUAUCAUGUGCCCCGAUGGAGGGUGCGCUGAACCUUGUGGUGUGGCUUUAAACUGCGGUAAGCAUGUUUGCAAUCGACGCUGCCAUCGUGUACAAGACCAUUCAAAUGUUGAAUGUGUCCAAAAGGUCGACAGAACCUGCGCUCGCGGACACAAAUCAAAGGUCUUGUGCGGAGACAAGUCUAAAAGCUGCAAGGCAUGCACCAAAGAGGAUGAAGACAACCGCCGUCGUAUUCAACGGAACCUGGAGCUGGAGAAAAAGCGCCAGGAGCAGCAAGACAAGUACCGAAUAGAGUUGCAAGAGAUCGAGGAUGAAAUCCAUCAUCACAGGAGAACUAUGAAACAUGAGUCUGAAGCGAAGGACCAGGCAGAUGAACUGCGACGCAAAAAGGAGGAACUCCAAUCUUUACGUCAAGCCCAAUCCAACAAAGCCAAGAUGGAGUCGUCCCAGAAAAGCCAAUCGCCGCCAGAGGACUCGACCCCAAAGUUCAAUGUCGUCUCAAGCGCUUCUUCCGAGUGGCAGAAUAUGAAAGAUGUCGAAGGUGCCCGUAACAUCGCUUUGGACAAACUGAUGGCAAUGAUCGGUCUGGAAUCAGUCAAAGACCAAAUGUUAUCUAUUAAGUCGGAAGUGGACACCAAGAUCCGUCAAGGGUUCUCGCUAGGAGAUGACAGAUGGAGCUGCUCGCUACUCGGUAACCCAGGGACAGGGAAAACCACCGUGGCAAGAAUCUAUGCCGAGUUCCUUACUACGGUGGGAGCGAUUCCAGGAACAUCCUUCAAAGAAGUUUCUGGCUCAAAGCUUGCCAACAUGGGCGUUUCCGGCUGUGAGACGCUUCUUGAAGAGGUCAAAAAUACCGGUGGAGGCUGCAUUUUCAUUGAUGAGGCAUAUCAGCUGUCAUCUGGAAACAGUCCUGGUGGAAAGGCGGUACUGGACUUCUUGUUGGCAGAGGUCGAGAAUUCUCGUGGCAAGAUCGUCUUUGUCUUGGCCGGCUACAGGAAUGACAUGGAGUCGUUCUUUGCUCACAACCCCGGCAUUCCCAGUCGAUUCCCCAUCGAGAUGAAGUUCGAGGACUACACAGACGAGGAACUUCUCCAGAUCCUACAGCUACAGAUCCACCGCAAGUUCAAGGGACGAAUGAAAGUUGAACAAGGUGCCGACGGACUCUUUUGUCGAAUUGUUGCACGACGAGUUGGCCAUGGUCGCGGACGAAAUGGUUUUGGCAAUGCACGAGCAGUCGAGAAUUACCUUCAGCUCAUUAGCAAGCGACAGGCUACGCGUCUUCGAAGAGCCCGCCAAUCACGUCCUAAGCCAGAUGACCUGCUUCUCACUCAAGAGGACAUGAUCGGCCCAGAGCCGUCUGAAGCAUUGUCAAAGAGCAAAGCAUACCGGGAUCUCAACUGCAUGAUCGGUCUUCAAGAAGUUAAGGAUUCGCUCAAAGUCUUUAUGGAUACACUGAAGACAAACUACAAUCGCGAACUUGAGGAGAAACCAUUGGUAGAGUUUUCUCUCAACAAGGUCUUUUUGGGAUCACCAGGAACUGGCAAGACAACCAUUGCAAAGCUGUACGGUCUGAUUUUGAAAGACCUAGGCCUUCUAUCUAAUGGUGAACUUGUUGUCAAGAAUCCGGCCGACUUUGUUGGUGCCCAUAUUGGCUCAUCGGAAGCUCUGACCAAAGGCAUACUUGCCUCCACACAAGGAAAGGUUCUCGUGAUCGAUGAGGCUUAUGGGCUAUUCAGUGGGAGCGCUGAUGGUUCAAGUAUGAACCAGUUCAAGACAGCUGUUAUCGAUACCAUUGUGGGUGAGGUCCAAAGUGUACCGGGUGAGGAUAGAUGCGUGUUGCUCCUUGGUUACAAGGAUAAAAUGGAGGAUAUGUUCCAAAACGUCAACCCGGGCCUCGCCAGACGUUUUCCCAUUGCAUCUGCCUUUGUCUUCGAAGAUUUUGAUGAGGCAGCCCUGGCAAAGAUUCUUGACAUGAAGCUAGGCAAAGCUGGGUUCAAGGCAACAGAGCGAGGAAAGUCUGUGGCUUUAGAGGUCCUUCGCCGCGCACGAAACCGGCCAAACUUUGGGAACGCGGGUGAGAUCGAUAUUCUUCUCGGCAGAGCUCAAGCGCAUCACCAGCAACGUGUCUCAUCCGGUCUCGUCAAGCGUCAUGGUACCUUGGAAGCGAUUGAUUUUGAUCAAGAGUUCGACCGAGCGGAGAAGGGCACCGAUGUUGAGAAGCUUUUUGCAGGUGACAUUGGGCGAGAGCAUCUCGUGUCCACUCUCCAAGGCUAUCAAAAUCGUGUCCGACAAGCUAAAGAACUUGAGGUUGAGCCUGAAAUUCCUUUCAACUUCUUGUUCCGUGGCCCACCAGGAACCGGCAAGACAACAGCAGCACGUAAGAUGGGCAAAGUGUACUAUGACAUGGGCUUUUUGGCCAGUACUGAGGUCAUUGAGGUUUCUGCUACUGAUUUGAUCGGUCAAUACGUCGGACAUACAGGUCCCAAGGUACAGAAACUGCUCGAAAAGGCAAUGGGGCGUGUGCUUUUCAUUGACGAAGCAUACCGACUUGCGCCCACGAACCAUGGAUCAUUUGCACAAGAGGCAAUCGAUGAAUUAGUGGACUGCAUUACAAAGUCUAAGUAUGAGAGAAAGCUUAUCAUCAUCUUGGCCGGUUAUGUGCAAGAUAUCAACACACUCCUCAAUGUCAACCCUGGUUUAUCCAGUCGAUUCCCCGACAGUAUUGAUUUUGACCCACUGAGCGUCGCGAGUUGCAUUCAUUUGUUGACAACCCAACUGCAAGCCAGGAAGGAGAAGAUUAAGCAGAAAAAAUUUAUUGAUCUUUCUUCUGUGGAAGUUCUCGGUGCAGCAUUCCUAGAAGAGCUUACUAGCAAGUUCCAGAGACUCUCUCAGCAGGAAGGCUGGGCCAAUGCUAGAGAUGUCAAGGAGUUAGCGAAGAAGAUAUACAGCAAGCUGGAUUUCUCUUUGGCAACCGUGACAGUUACGGAGGAUCUCAUCGGGAACACUCUUGAAGAAAUGAUUGCUGAACGGCUGGGUAGGAUGAACAACAAGAAGCCGAAGAUAGCUACCCCGAUUCCCAGGGCGCCUGUCAUCACACCUAAUCGCGCACCCCCUACAACUUCAUCCAAAUCGACCUCUAAUCCAAAAGACACAAAGACUGGUGAUGGGGAAAAGGCGACAGAUGAGUCUAACGACCGAACGACCGACAUACGGGAUGCGGGGGUGAGUGAUCAAGUAUGGGAACAGCUCCAGAAGGACAAGGAAAAAGAGUUGCAGGAGAAAAAAGAGCUUUCGCGACUAAAAAAGGCUCAACAGGAUGCCAGCGAUGCUGAUAGGGAGAGGCUUGUACGACAAAUAUUGGCGGAAGAGGAGAGACGCAAGCAGAUAGAGGCAAGGAAGGCGAAGCUAAUGCAGAUGGGUAUCUGCCCUGCAGGAUUCCAAUGGGUCAAGCAGAAUGGAGGGUUUAGGUGUACUGCGGGUGGACAUUGGAUAUCCGAUGAACAGGUAGACGGAAUGUAG